AUGAGCAAAGUACAAGGCGGGAUGAAAUGUGUGAAAUACCUUCUGUUCAUUUUCAACUUCAUAUUUUGGCUGUUAGGCUUGGCAGUGUUAGCAAUUGGCCUGUGGCUGAGGUUUGAUCCAGAUACAACUAAACUCCUGACUGAGGAAGGGGCUCCAGAAACCUUCUUUAUUGCCGUGUACGUGUUGACAGGUGUGGGUGGGAUCAUGAUGCUGGUUGGAUUCUUCGGCUGUUGUGGAGCGGUCCGGGAGUCCCAGUGUCUGUUAGGAUCGUUCUUCGCUUGUCUCCUUAUUAUCUUUGGCGCGGAGGUUGCUGCUGGAGUCUUUGGAUUCUUGUACAAAGAUAAGGUCAUUGAAGAGGUGCAGAGCUUCUACAGCAGUUCCACUGAGGAAAACGGCAAUAACACCUCUGUCGCCUCCAUCUACCACAGUGUGCUGUGCUGUGGAGACUCAUCUCCCAGCCCCCCGCUGUGUCCAGACUCAGAGCUUGAGAAGGACUGUUUAAAAGCCAUAGAUGACUUCUUUCAUGAGAAACUUUUCAUCAUUGGCUAUGUGGCCAUUGGCAUUGCAGCAGUAAUGAUAAUUGGCAUGAUCUUCAGCAUGGUUCUGUGCUGUGCAAUUCGCAACAACAGAGAGGUCAUCUAG
Messenger RNA from Chanos chanos (milkfish), 642 nucleotides. RefSeq names its product tetraspanin 2a (gene tspan2a). Lineage: Eukaryota; Metazoa; Chordata; Actinopteri; Gonorynchiformes; Chanidae. The transcript has 8 exons. Bases 1 to 642 code for a protein of 213 amino acids. The record is from RefSeq and is a predicted model, not a curated record. Gene Ontology annotation, cellular component: plasma membrane.